AUGGUGGUCUCUGCCCCGCUCACCGCCCUGGGGUUCGGGCUGGGCAUCGCCAUGGGGCUGGUGGGGGUGUGCGUCCUCGCCUUGCUGUGCCGGUGUCUUAGGAGGAAACAGGACAAGUUGGGCCUCCAGGGAUCAUUGAGAGACAUGGUGUGGACUGUGCAGCCGCUCCCAGUCAAGAAGACGACAGAAGCUGUCCAGCCAAAGACACUGCUGACGUCUCCUGCAGGUUACACUCCCAAACCUGCAGGCACCUCAGCCCAACUCAUCAACGUCACCAACUGCACACUGGGCACAGGGCAGGAGCCUCCGUCCUCCGGGCCGGGAGAGGCCGGGAUGGGAGAGGCCGGGCCGGGAGAGGCCGGGAUGGGAGAGGCCGGGGAGCCCAGCUUAUUGAUGGAUGUGGCUGAAGACCUGAUAGCUGUUCCCACCAUCGCCACUGCAGAUGAGGUUUCCUUUGGGGACGAGGCGGAGUGGGAGGUGCCGGGGGGCUGGGGGCCCAUGAAGCUACACUACGCCCUCAAGCACAGCUGCAGCAAGUCUGAGUUCCACGUGACAGUGAUUGAAGCCGCCCACAUACAGGCCGUGGAGGGCGCGGGCCCCGGCAACUGCUAUGUGGUGGGGACGCUGGUGACCGAGCUGGGCAGGGCUGAGGCCAAGACGUCUGUGCAGGCCGGGAGGCGGGGGCCGGUGUGGGAGGAGACGUUGGUAUUCCCACUGUCGGAGCAGCACGUGAGGAGCGGGAGCCUGCAGCUGGCCCUAUACGGCUGCGAUCGCUAUUCCAGGCGGCACUGUGUAGGCACGGCCGAGGUCAGCCUACGGCGCAUGGCACUGAUGGUGAGGACGGACACCUGGCAUUGCCUGAAGCCCCCUGAACAGAGCUCACCCGCCUCCUGUGCCGAGGUCCUGCUCUCCAUCAGUUACCUGCCGGCAGCUAACCGGCUCAUCGUGGUCGUCCUGAAGUGCCGGCACGUGAACCCCGGCACCAGCGCAGCACAGCCCAUCGACGUGUGGGUGAACCUGACGCUGACCCACGGAGGCUGCAGACUGCGGAGGAAGAGGACCAGGCGUGUGCGGCAGGGGCUGAGGCCGGUGUGGAACGAGCUGUUGGUGUUGGCGUUGCCCGGGGAGGCGCUGGCACACUGCGCGCUGGGCCUCGAGCUGCUGAGCCAGGACAGCACCGGCCAACGCCUGUCCCUGGGUCACUGCUGCCUGAGCCUGGCCUCCAGCGGCUCCCACCGCACUCACUGGCAGGACAUCCUCAACAGCCCCAGGAGGCAGGUCGCCAUGUGGCAUAAACUGCCCCCCUGA
Callorhinchus milii (elephant shark) is the source of this 1308-nucleotide messenger RNA. RefSeq names its product synaptotagmin XIII (gene syt13). Lineage: Eukaryota; Metazoa; Chordata; Chondrichthyes; Chimaeriformes; Callorhinchidae. Gene Ontology annotation, molecular function: calcium ion binding; clathrin binding; phosphatidylserine binding. The coding region runs from base 1 to 1308 and encodes 435 amino acids. The record is from RefSeq and is a predicted model, not a curated record. Gene Ontology annotation, biological process: regulation of calcium ion-dependent exocytosis; cellular response to calcium ion; calcium-ion regulated exocytosis. The transcript is spliced from 6 exons.